AUGGUUCUCGGAUCUACUACCGCCCUGCUGGGCGUUGUUUCUACGGCUCUUUUGUCCGCGAUGUCCGCCCAGGCCGCAAGCCUCGAAAGUGUCCUUGCUGGGCAGGCCAAUCUCACAACAUUUCGUGGCUUGAUCAAAAAACACCCCGAUAUUUUUGGCAAGUUCUCCGGCGAGGUGACAAUCGCCGCGCCGAACGAUAAUGCCUUUGGGAAGCUCGGCGACUGGGACUCCUACAGCGACAGCCGGCUAGAUUCCACGCUUCACUAUCACGUCCUCAAGGGCAGCAUCACGACCACGUCCCUCCUCAAAGGCGACUCCAUCUGGGCCGCCACGGACCUCACCGACAAGGACUACACCAGCGUCUCCGGCGGACAACACCUAAUCCUCAACAAACAGCCGAGCGAAGAGGUGGUCCUCACCUCGGGCUUCGCAACCCGCGGUACCAUCGUCGUCGAGGACCUCUCCUUCGACAACGGCAAAAUCCAAAUCAUCGACUCCGUGAUGCGCGUGCCUGAAGGCAUCGAGUCCACCGCGCGCAGCGCCUACACCGACCUAACCGCCUUCGUCGGCGCACUCUACGCCGCCGAUCUGAUCGACGAAGUCGCAGGGCAAAAGGACGUAACCAUCUUCGCGCCGCGCAACGCCGCGUUCCAGCAGCUGGCCGGCACGUUCGAGCGGAUGGACACCGAGACCCUCCGCCGCGUGCUGCGGUACCAUGUCGUCCCUGGCCGGGUAUCGCACAUCUGGGAGUUGAAGAACGAGAGCGUGCUGGCGUCGGCUGAGAAUGGCAACAAGCUGGCCAUUACGCGGCACACGAACUUUAUCUAUGUGAACUCGGCGGAGAUUCUACAAGCGGACAUUUUGGUCUCCAACGGCGUUGUGCAUCUGAUCGAUAAUGUCCUCGGCCCGGACGAGGCCAAUGCGCGGCCGAAUUUCUCGCUGACUGCGGCUCAGCCGCCGGUGUUGACGCAAGUCGGAGCCACGGCUACGGGUACUGGCGUGCCGACGCCGUUUGCGUCUGAUUUGCCUUGUACCGCGAGUUGUCCGCCGGCUGAGGCCAGUGGGGGUGUGAAUGGGGGGUACGGGACCGCAUAUGGUCAGGAUGGGAGUUCGACUAACGGCGGUGUCGCAUUGCCGAGGUGUACGGGAUUGGCUGGGGCGGGUGUUGGAGUUGGGAUUGCGGCAAUUGGGGCUAUGAUGGCGCUGUAA
Molecule: messenger RNA, 1209 nt
Organism: Dichotomopilus funicola
Lineage: Eukaryota; Fungi; Ascomycota; Sordariomycetes; Sordariales; Chaetomiaceae
Product: FAS1 domain-containing protein
Exons: 2
Coding region: 1-1209 (402 amino acids)
Biological process (GO): macroautophagy
Cellular component (GO): fungal-type vacuole membrane
Source: RefSeq, a predicted model, not a curated record